GCAGCUUUCUCUCCUUGAGUUGGUGAAUUCGGUAGCCUAAAAGUGGGCGGUUACUUUGCAAGUUUCUGCGAGCAGCAAGAAUUUGUUCCUGCCCCCCCUCCCCUCCAGCCGAACUACCGCCCUCGCGGUGUGGAGGCUACAUGAGACGGAUGCAGAUUUGACAGCUGAUUAGACCCCGGUGCAUUGAUUGACUUGGCCUGUUUCACAAUGUUUAGAAUAAGAAGUUAAACACGUAGCCUAUCUGUAUCCAUUAAUCUUUUUACAAUGUAUUUCUUAUCUAUUUUAAAGUAUGUCUGAACCUAUACAUAAAGUGUGUGUAUAUUUUAUACACAUAUUUUCAUGUGUUUGAAUGCUAGGGGAUGGAAAUAAUCGCUGUCACAUGAAUGCAAGGCUAUUAAUUUGUUACGGUCCGACAAGGUGCCCCUUGCCUGAGCCCCUCUACUUCCCUGUCCGUCCGUGUCCGUACUGCUAACCAGCCUAAACAGCGAGACGCCCUGUAGAGGUUUGAUCUCUAUUCGAAGAGGAAGUCAACUCAUGACCGGAUUGAUGUCCAUGUUCACGUCGAAGGACUAUGGGUCGCGCUAGUGUCACUGUCAGGUGAACAUCCUGGUAACUUUCUCAGCAUGGCGAAGGAAUACGAUGUCCUGCUUCGACUAAUGUUGCUUGGAGACUCCGGAGUCGGGAAAACCUGUUUACUGUGGAGGUUCACAGAUGACGACUUUCACCCCUCUCACAUCUCGACGAUUGGAAUUGAUUUCAAGAUGAAGACACUAGAUAUCGAGGGCGUCAGAGUGAGAGUGCAGAUAUGGGAUACAGCAGGUCAGGAGAGAUACCAAACUGUCACAAAGCAGUAUUACAGACGAGCACAGGGGAUCCUCCUGGUGUACGAUGUCACAAAUGAACACUCCUUUCAAGACAUCGUCAAAUGGGCCAGUGAUGUCGAUGAGUGUGCACCUGAGCGGGUGAAGUGGAUUCUGGUGGGGAAUAAGUGUGAUGAAGAGGACAGGAGAAGAGUCACUACGGAACAAGGGAAUAAGUUAGCAAAAACAUACGGAAUGGAUUUCUUUGAGACGAGUGCCUUCAGCAACUACAACAUCAAUGAGUCCUUCACGCGGCUCACGGAACUGGUGCUACACGCCAAUAGGAAGGAACUGGACGGUCUGUCGCUGUCCAUUAGUGAUGACCUCAGCUCUGAAGGCCUGCAGUCGGUGGAAGUCAGCAAGAAGGUAGAGGAGAGCGCUGAGAGGACCUGCUCAUGUUAGACAGGAAGUAACAUCCUCUGUCACCCGACGUACACCUCCGUAAGGUCACGCAGUUUGGGACAAUCAAUUUCAUCAGUUCAGUGUGGGAGACGGAUUCCUAAAGAGUCGGUCAGCUCUUUAACGACCAGUCAUUCAGUGUGGGCAGGGAAUACGCUGCAUGAACUGUUUACUAUAGGAACAUGCCAGACGGCCUGUCUGUCCACAAUAAAAGGGCCACAGCCUGCUGUUCCUGUUGUGGCGCAGGUGCAACAGUAGGGGGUAGUAGCCUGCAUUUUCAUUAUGCCUGCAGUUGGUGAAUGUGUUCCUCUCAGUAAUACGCCCACCUUCUCCAGCGCCCUUCAUAUGUGUCACCUGCCUAGAGCAGGGGUCAGGACAGGAUGUUUAGGACAGUCUGAAAAGACAGACCAGGUGUGACGUCCCUGUGUUUGUGUCACCUGUCAGAAACACCUGCCCUGAGUGUGUGACGCAGACUACUGAUCUCUCGUGGAGUCUCUCGUGGACACACUCGCGUAUUUAUGAAUGUAUUUCCUCCUCCAUUUUGUCGUGUUUUUAUUGUGUGUACAAAUACUGUCUGUCUUGAGCUGCCUGCCAUGUCUGUUACAGGACAUUCUGAUUUCUAGUGGCCACUUGUUAUUAUUAUUAUUAUUAUUAUUAAGUGUGUGUUGUCUUGUUUACAAUGGAAAUAAAAAAAACAUA
Sardina pilchardus (European sardine) is the source of this 1958-nucleotide messenger RNA. RefSeq names its product ras-related protein Rab-15-like. NCBI's taxonomy places the organism in Eukaryota, Metazoa, Chordata, Actinopteri, Clupeiformes, Clupeidae. The coding region runs from base 624 to 1262 and encodes 212 amino acids. The record is from RefSeq and is a predicted model, not a curated record. The transcript is spliced from 7 exons. Gene Ontology annotation, molecular function: GTPase activity; GTP binding.